Molecule: messenger RNA, 1939 nt
Organism: Paramecium sonneborni
Lineage: Eukaryota; Ciliophora; Oligohymenophorea; Peniculida; Parameciidae
Source: the annotation of a GenBank genome assembly
UUUAAUGUCUCAAUAUGACUUAAUAAUUGAAAAACUUACUACCAAUUUAGGAUGCUUAUUCGAAAUGGAAGAAAAAUAAAAUGAUAAAAAAACGAAACUAUUUGCAUUUUCUCUAUCUGAUUAAUCUUAAUAUAAAUGGCUAGAAGAUGAAUUAUCAAACCAAGCCUAAAUAUAAAAAACUAAAUUGCUUAGACAUUAUCAAAAAAUCUUAGAUUUACAUAAAAAAUACUAUCUGUUUGAAUAUGUCGAAGGAAAAACAAUUUAAUCAGUAAUUCAUACUUAGAGAGUUAAAUAAGAAUCAAUACCAUUAGAAACAAUAAAUAAUUAUCUAACAAAGUUGUUGGAAGCCCUAUUUUAUUUACACAAAAUGGAUAUUUUAGGGCGAGUCUUUUCAAUUGGUAAUAUUAUUGAAAAUCAAAAUAACAUUACAUUAAUGGAUUUUGGUUUUGCACCUGAAAUAUUACAAAAUUCAUUAGAUAUAUUAGCUCCUCCAGAAAUCAUAUCAAAAAUUGUUGACAAUAGUAAAAUAUUAAUAUUAUUUUCAAGGUAAAAGAGGAGAAUACGGAAUUGAGAUAGAUGCAUGGUUAUUAGGAGCAUUUCUAUUUAAUCUUGUUAAAUUAUAUCCAAUUAACUCUUAUUAAGUAGAUAAUAGAAUAAAAGAAUUCAAAUACUCAUAAAUAAGAGAAUAUCAUCAAUUUCUUCAAUAAUAAAUGAAGAAUUCUAAAAAUAUUAAAGCAAACUCAUCAAGAUAUCCUUUAUAAUUAACUGAAUUUAUUGAAUCCUUAUUAAAAUACGAUUAUAAGGAAAGAAUAUCAUUUUCAGAGAUAUAUUAAUCUGAAUAUAUUAAAUCCCUUAAACUCGAAAAGAAUGAGGAAUAUUUAUCUUUUUAUGAAAAUCUAAAUUUGAAUGAAAUAAAAAAAAAGAUUUAACUUAGAGAUGGGGUUUCAUAAGAUGAUCUUAUAUAUUCUGGUUAAUUAACAUCAAUUGAAGUUCGAUUUCCAAAGUAAUCUUUUAAUCUAAUAUUUAUUAGCAUUCCUAAAAUUUAAAUUUAAAGUGUAGUUCCAAAUAUGGAAGAUGAAGAAUAUCAUCAAAAUAUAUUUCAACAACCUAAAAAUAGUAGCUUUUUGGAAUUACCAUUUAUGAUAUAAAAUAACAAUAAAGUAGAUUAAUUUAUAAAUAAUAGGAUUAAAAAUUUGCUAAACUUAUAUAAAUUAUAAAUAUGGAAUAGUUCAGAUAUUUUAUCUUGAUAAAUACUGCAAAUGAUGUUGUAACUUUGUUGUCUAAUAAAUAAUUUGGAUUAGAACUUGCAGUUAAUUAUUUUUUGAAAAAAAUGGGAUAUCUGAUUUUACAUGAAAUGAUAGCAAAACUUAAUGAAAAAAAAUGUCCUUGGACUUAUAGUUAAGCAGAAUGGUAAGAAUUUUAAAUCAUUGAUGUUAAAAAAACUUUAAUAUCAGAAAUUACCUAAACUAUUUAAAAUGAUUUAAAAGAACUUAAAAUUUUAUUUGAUAAAUGUUAUAAUGAUAUAAUUAAAAAUGAAAAACUUGAUGAAAUUAUAAGGAAUACAUUAAAAUAAGAUUAAUCUCAUUAUUAAAGCAAUAAAAAUCCAGAAACUAACAUUUUUGGAUGCACUUCAAAUGAAUUUUUAAAAAGUGGUUACAGAAAUAUGACUUAACACUUAUAUAAUUUUUUAGUUUUGAAUGUUCAAUUUGAUGAUAUCAGAACUAAACAAUACAGCCUUUUAUUAAAAACUGUUUUAUGUCAUUUGAUAAAUCGGAUAUUCAGCUAUGAUUAACUAAAUACUCAAUUCAAAAAUAUAAGACCUUUAUUAUAUUCCUAUGAUAUAGCUCCAGAGGAUAUUUUUUAAUUUAUUGAAUCUAAGAAUAAUGAUGAAUUAAAAAUUAAUGAGAUUUAACAUUUAGUAAAUAAAUAUUUUUAAUGA